Molecule: messenger RNA, 366 nt
Organism: Helobdella robusta
Lineage: Eukaryota; Metazoa; Annelida; Clitellata; Rhynchobdellida; Glossiphoniidae
Exons: 2
Coding region: 1-366 (121 amino acids)
Source: RefSeq, a predicted model, not a curated record
AUGCGCAAAUUCUCAAAGGUGUGUUGCAUAGGCAUGUCUACAGAGUCCAUGAUUCUCGUGAAGAACGUCAACGUUGUCUCCAUACAGCUUGAGAUAUCUAUGCUUUCAUUGUCUGUUGAUGCUGUAGCCAGGGAUGUUGAUAUCGUGAAACCGUUUAUCUUCAAAAAAAAACUCACCAUGGCACCACAAUCUGAAGAUGUCUUGAAGGUUAUAUUCAGUCCUGUCCUGGCGGGCCUGCACGAGUGCCAACUCUGCUUCCGUAUUGUUCAACCCUCGAAUUUGAUUGCCAAGUCUUACCUCUCCUCGUUUGCUACUGUCAUAGCUGAGUCGGAGCUGCCUAACAUUGUUGUUAGGGCAUUUAAUUAA